UCGUCCAUGCUGGUAAUUUUGUAUGAAAAUAAAAUUCGUCUGCAAAAAUCAAUGUAGAUUUAUCAAUGCCGUGUGAUCCUGAAUUUGCAACAUGUGAUCAUAUUCUCCUCAAGUCAAUAGAGUUUCUCGGAUCACUUUAUUGAAAGAAACGAGACGAGAUAUGAAAUAUCGCAAUUGACAAGUGCGCUAGUGACGCUCUCACCAUCAUGGGAAAGUUCACCGCAACAAGCGUUGCAUGUCGAUAAGAAGCUAUCAGAAAUUUGCUCCUAUAAAAAUUCGUAGUUGCCCACUCUUCUCGUUCUGGUUCAAGGUGAGGCUUUAGUUAAUGAUGGUUCGUAAAGGAAUUUGGGAAAUGUUUACUGUCCGAAACCGUUUAGUUCUGAAAUAUAUAACGAGCUGCACGUUGAAUAUUAUCUUGAUAUUCGAAUCUUGGGAAUGCCAAUUCAGAUGCAGCCAUAGUCCAUUCAUGGUUUUAUUUUUUUUUUAUUCUCUACGUGCUAGUCCAAAGUGAAUAAAAAUUUAUUUAGCUUCAUGUUGUUCCACACUUGAGUAUAAUGAUUUGUGGAUUUAGUUAUGCACCAGGAAGAUUCACGUCUUGCUUAAAUUUAUGCAUGCCCCCUAAGAGCAAGCCAUUUAUUCUGCUACUGCAGUGCGUUUCAUCAAUGGUUUUGCCGCCUUAAAGUAGUCAAAAUUUCCAUGGCUUUUUAAAAUAUAGAUUUUUUCUCUCAAAGCGUAUUCCUAAAAAAUUAAAGAUUAGAUGCAACUUCGUUGCCAUGCUAUAAAUAUCUGAUAUUCCUCAAAGUAAAACAAAUCUAGUUUUCCCUCUGAAUGUCAGGUUGGAUGGGAGUGAGCUCGCCAUGGAAAACCAUGUGAACAUUCAAUUUGCUGCAACUGCGCUCCUCUUGCUUAUACUGAUUGCUCGCUUUGGUGCUGGCCAAUAUCAAGACUACGCUUACAAGUAUGCGCCGAGACUGCGCUUCGAUUCUGUGGAGGGGUCAGGUGAUCGCUGCUUCCCCCAGUCAGCGGAGUCGUAUUAUGAAGCCCGCAAAUCCGGCAACACUGACCGACUAUGCAACCUGGACUACGACACAGUUGCGGCCGGUAGCGUGCCUACUUACUGGCAUGCUGAAGUGUGCGGGUAUCAUCUGCACAUCGCCUACUGGAACUUCUACGGCUACAACCAUGACUGCGAUUGCUGCAGCGGCGAGCGAGACGCCUGGUUCGAGAGCCUCGUUGUCAAGAUCCGAGACUACAGCUUGGACGAGCGCCUGCACGAGGUUCGCUUCAGCCAGAAGAAAGGCUGGUACACGCGCGUGCCUGGCCACUACGAGCUGGUGAGCGACACGCACCCUGUCGCCUAUGUCGGCAAGACCCAGCAUGGUUACUACCAUGACGAUGGUGGUACUGGGACCUGCUGCUACUAUGAAGACUAUCGCAACCCGUCGGAUGUUGACCAACACAUGGACACGUGGAGCAACCUGGUCCGUUUUGACAACAGCAGCGCAUGGAUGACGGACCCAACGACCGACGUGUGGAACGGCAUCAAUUCCCCGCCCUUCAGGGACGACUGGGAUCUCUGCGCCCUCAACGGCUGCACGGGCGGAUAUCUUUGGGGAUGUUCGACCUGCGGGUGUCACAAGAGUGACAUCGGUGAAGAUCCUUUCUAGGUGAAAGAAGCACUGCUUCAAGAUACAUUUAUAUAGGAGUGCUGGGAAUUACAGGAUUACUAAUC
Hyalella azteca is the source of this 1732-nucleotide messenger RNA. RefSeq lists its product as uncharacterized. Lineage: Eukaryota; Metazoa; Arthropoda; Malacostraca; Amphipoda; Hyalellidae. The transcript is spliced from 7 exons. The record is from RefSeq and is a predicted model, not a curated record. The coding region runs from base 858 to 1667 and encodes 269 amino acids.